Phasianus colchicus (ring-necked pheasant) is the source of this 5518-nucleotide messenger RNA. RefSeq names its product DExH-box helicase 30 (gene DHX30). Gene Ontology annotation, cellular component: cytoplasm; intracellular anatomical structure; nucleus. NCBI's taxonomy places the organism in Eukaryota, Metazoa, Chordata, Aves, Galliformes, Phasianidae. Gene Ontology annotation, molecular function: G-quadruplex RNA binding; RNA helicase activity; ATP binding. The record is from RefSeq and is a predicted model, not a curated record.
UCAGCUGGUGGUGCAGGAGAACCUCCGUGGGUUGUGUGGCCGCCUCCGUUUUGGGGCUGUUUCCACAAAAAGCCCCAGAUGAAUCGCACUGCACCCCCGAUGCCGUGCUCCCCUGCUGCUCGUGCUGGCUGAGGGCAGCGGAGGCGGUGCGGUUCGUUGGAUGCACGCGCAGCAGGGAGGUUUUGCCGGAGAUUUGUGGAUGAAAACGGCUUUAUUUGGGUCCAGGUUUCGGUGCUCGGGGCGAACCAUCGGCACCGCGUGGCUGUAGGAGGCGGCAGCGGAGCCGCACGACGCCGCGGCCUUUUUUUCCCCCCCCCCCCCCCGUUUUUUUUUUUUUUCUCUUUUCUCCUUUCUUUCUCUCCGUUUCUCGGUCCUCCGCGCCGAGUCCUCCCCGCCCGCUCUCCGCACGGGGGCGCCGUAGCAGGAAGGCGGCGCUCUAUCCCCCCUCUGUCCAGCGGCCCGCAGCCGGCACCGGGCGGCCUCAAGAUGGCGGCGCUGGGACUGCUGCUACAAGCGGCGGCCGCCUGCGGCUCGGCCGGCCCGCUGCGCCUCGGCCGCUGCUACCGCGGGGCGCGGGGGCUGUGCGCCCGCUUAGCGGAGCCCGACGGCCCGGAGGAGGCCCGGCAGGAGGACGAGGAGGAGCAGCCGCCUCCUCCGGGCGCCGAGGAGCAGAGCGGCGCCAUGGUGAAGGAUUCCAGAGACCUGUUAAAGGAAUUCCCACAGCCCAAGAACUUGCUCAACAGCGUGAUUGGACGGGCCUUGGGCAUUUCCCAUGCAAGGGACAAACUGGUGUACAUCCAUACCAACGGGCCCAGAAAAAAGAAAGUCACUUUGCACAUAAAGUGGCCUAAGAAUGUGGAAGUAGAAGGCUAUGGGACCAAGAAGAUCGAUGCUGAGAGACAAGCAGCAGCUGCUGCAUGCCAGCUCUUCAAGGGCUGGGGUUUGUUGGGGCCCAGGAAUGAGCUGUUUGAUGCUGCCAAGUACCGGCUGCUGGCUGACCAGCUUGGCUGCCCUGAUGAGAGGUGGUGCUCAGAGGGCAAAUGGCGCUCCAAGUCUGGCCCUUCCCUCGCCGACCUGUCGACCUGCUGGCGGCGGAUGGAGCCCGACGACCCCAUCCAGCCCAUGGAGCAGGGCAGGAUGCCCAAAGCCAUGAGGAGAGAAGAGCUGGAGGAAGGGGAGCUAGAGGAAGGGGAACUGGAGGAGGGAGAGCUGGAAGAAGAGGCAAUCGAUGUUUCCGAUUAUUUACCCAUGGCACAUCAGGAUGCUCGAACUCCUGGCAGAGAUGCGAGCCGAGGAGGGAGUUCCAUUGAAAUGACAGAUGACAACACUGCCAUCCGUGCUCUGACGCAGUUCCCGCUUCCCAAAAAUCUCCUGGCCCAAGUGAUUCAGAUUGCAACCUCUUCCUCCACAGUCAAGGAAUACAUGCAGUUCCGUACAGUUGGUACCAAGACCAAGAUCUGCAAGCUGACACUCCGCUGGCCCUGUCCAAUGACUUUUGCAGCCAAGGGCCGUCGUAAGGUGGAGGCAGAAAACAAAGCAGCAGCAUUAGCCUGUCAGAAGCUGAAGAGCCUUGGCUUAGUGGACAAGAACAACAACCCACUCAGCCAUGCUAUGUAUAAUAUGACUUCCCUCCGGGAGCUUGGUGAGAACCAGAGGAAGCCGUGCCACAUCAAAGUCCCUGAAGCAACCCUGCGCAAGAUUGAGAACUAUCUGAAUCAUUAUCCAGUGGACAUCAGGGAGUCCAGGCCCCGGAUUGCUGAUGACAUGAUGAACCUGAGCAAGGAGUCCGGCGCCAUCAGCGAUGCGAUCACGGGGAAGACGUACAUCCCUAUGCUGGAAGCAGAGGAAGUGCGCCUCAGUCAGAACCUGCUGGCCCUCUGGAAAAGGAGAGGAUCCUCGUGGCAGGAGAGCCACCCGCUGCCUGUGGAUCCUCACAAGGACACCAUCCUCUCAGCCAUUGAGCAGAACCCUGUGGUCGUGAUAGCAGGAGAUACGGGCUGUGGGAAAACCACGAGGAUCCCUCAGCUCCUGCUGGAACAUUACAUCCUGGAGGGGCGCGGUGCCCGCUGCAACGUCGUCAUCACCCAGCCGAGGAGGAUCAGCGCCAUCUCGGUGGCCCAGCGUGUGGCACAAGAGUUGGGUCCCAACAUGAGGAAGAACGUGGGCUACCAGGUGCGGCUGGAGAGCAAACCUCCAGCCCGGGGAGGAGCCCUGCUCUUCUGCACCGUGGGCAUCCUGCUGCGUAAGCUGCAGGGAAACCCCAGUCUGGAGGGUGUCAGCCACGUCGUGGUCGAUGAGGUCCACGAACGAGAUGUCAACACGGAUUUCCUGCUCAUCCUGCUCAAAGGCAUCCAGAAGCUCAACCCCGACCUGCGCCUGGUCCUGAUGAGCGCCACAGGAGACAAUCAGCGUUUCUCACAUUACUUUGGGGAUUGCCCUGUGGUCAAGGUGCCUGGUUUCAUGUACCCAGUGAAGGAGUACUACCUGGAGGAGAUCCUGGCCAAGCUGGGUAGGCACCGACACCGGCACUAUGAGAUAAAGCAAUCAGAUGAUGAAUGUGUCCUUGAUCUUGAUCUGAUCACCGACCUUGUACUCCAGAUUGACGCCCAUGGAGAACCAGGUGGGAUCCUCUGCUUCCUGCCCGGGUGGCAGGAAAUCAAAGGGGUGCAGCAGCGCCUGCUGGAGAUGUUGGGCUCUCAGAACAGCCGGUACCUCGUCCUGCCAGUGCACUCCAACAUCCCCAUGAUGGACCAACAGAACAUCUUUCAGCGGCCUCCACCUGGUGUCAGGAAGAUUGUCCUGGCCACCAACAUCGCUGAGACCUCCAUCACCAUCAACGACAUCGUCCACGUGGUGGACAGCGGCACGCACAAGGAGGAACGCUAUGAUCUGAAGACCAAGGUGUCUUGCCUGGAAACAGUGUGGGUGUCCAAAUCGAACGUCGUGCAGCGGCGAGGGCGCGCUGGCCGCUGCCAGUCGGGGUUUGCCUACCACCUCUUCCCUCGCAGCCGCCUGGACAAGAUGCCAACCUACCAGGUUCCAGAGAUCCUGCGCACCCCGCUGGAGAACCUGGUGGUUCAGGCCAAGAUCCACAUGCCAGAGAAAACAGCAGUUGAAUUUCUCUCCAAGGCUCUGGACAGCCCUGACAUCAAAGCUGUGGAUGAAGCAGUGAUUUUGCUGCAGGAAAUUGGGGUGCUGGACCAGCGAGAAGCCCUCACCACUUUGGGCAAACGCCUUGCCCAGAUCUCCACAGACCCUCGGCUGGCAAAGGCCAUCGUCCUGGCAUCCAUCUACCGCUGCCUCCACCCGCUGCUCGUCAUCGUUUCCUGCCUCACCCGGGACCCCUUCAGCAGCAGCCUGCAGAACCGUGCGGAGGUGGACAAGGCCAAGGCAGUUCUGAGCCGGGAGAGCGGGAGCGAUCACCUCGCCUUUGUCAGAGCUGUGGCAGGCUGGGAGGAGGUGCUGAGACGCAGAGACAGUCGUGCCAGGGACAACUACCUGCAGGACUACUACCUGUAUGGCCCCAGCCUUCGCUUCAUCAACGGCCUUGUCAAGCAGUUCUCAGAGAACCUCUACGAAGCCUUCCUGGUGUCCUCCCCAUCUGACUGCACCAUGCCUUCAUCUGUAUGUAACCAGUACAGUGAAGAGGAGGAACUGGUCAAGGGAGUCCUCAUGGCCGGACUCUACCCCAACCUCAUCCAGGUGAGACAAGGCAAGGUGACCCGCCAAGGGAAGUUCAAGCCCAACAGCUACGCGUACCGGACAAAGGCUGGCACUGUUCUGCUUCACAAGUCAACCAUCAACAGGGAGGCCUCCAAGCUGUACAGUCGCUGGCUGACGUAUUUCAUGGCGGUGAAGUCCAACGGAGGGGUGUUUGUGCGGGACUCCUCCCAGGUCCACCCGCUGGCUGUGCUGCUCAUGACUGACACGGACAUCCACGUCCGAGACGAUGGCUGGCGAGCGACCGUCUCCCUGACGGACAGCGACCUCCUGGUGCUGGAGGGAGACUCGUACACCAUCCGCCUGCUGCGCGACUUCCGCGUCUCGCUCUCCAAGAUGGUGGAGACGUGUCUGUGCUACGAGAUGGCGGCCAUCCCCGGCGACCUGCACCACCAGCACAGCCAGCUGCUCGACAUCCUGGUGGAUCUGCUCAAAGGCCCUCCCGGCAGCUUCGGCGCCUGAGGCGGAGCCGGAGGAUUUUGUGGGGACUUGUAAUUUGUAUAAAGAUGUUCACAAAUGUUUAUUUAAAUAAAAGUUCUAUUUAUCCCUUGUGAAGUCAUCUCUCUCCAUCCUAGAAGAUUAAUGUUGUCUGAUCUCCUGCUGUCGGCUCCGUGCAUGGUCACCAGGAGGAACAACCGGCACAGCACCGCCCGCCGCGGACUGGAAGCGCCGAUGGAACCGUUGGGCGAAGCUCACCCUGAACUGGACCACAAGGAUGCGGCUGUGCCGUCCUCUGCCCAUCCCCACAGGGCCGGGAGGGAGCAGCGCUGGGGCAGAGCUGAGCUUCUCCAGUUCUGGAGGGCGGAUCUCAGCCGUCGGAUGCAGCAGCAGCAGCAGCACAGCUCCAUGGCUCCGGUGCAGGCAGCAGCCCCAGCCCGGCACAGGGGAGGAAGGCCCGGAGGCGACGCUCGGCACGGGAUCGCUGAAGCCGUGGGAUCCGUGGUGCCUUGGCACCCUGUGAGAUGUGACUCGUUGUUCCCGAUCUGCCUGUACUUUUUGUCUCUUGCAUUGUUCUUAUGAUUUUGUAUGAUUUCUCGUCCUCCCCACGUCGAGGAGGUCGGAUCCCUGUCCUUGUGCACCACAGGACACCACUGUAGCUGUCAGUGUGCCUGCGAGCGCGGCUCCUGCAGGCGGCCAGGAGCACUGGGCACAGAGCCUUUGUUUUCUACGAGCGGGGACCACGUUUGUGCAGGAGGAGGACUGGGACGGGCACAGCAGUGAAGGAGCUCUGGAGUUCAAUCCCAGCUUUGCCACGCAUUCCCUGUCGGUGUCACCUACCUCACAGGGCUGUUGUGAGGCUUCGUUCCGUUCGGCCCCUGUGGGCGCUGGGCUGCAGGCAGUGCUGGGGGUGACGCUGAGGGCCCACACCUUUGUUUUUAUUCACCAUUUCUUACGCUCUUUGUACCUGAAGUCAGCGCCGGGGCCCCUUUUUGUUCUGCACUGCGAUUUCAUUUCCUCCUCACGGCCUUUCAGGAGCGGAGCUGCAGCCCUGGCCGUGCGAACUGAUGGGCGGUGAUGGGCGCAGCGUGCGGAACUCAUUCAUUUCACUUGCUUGAGGUUGUCACUCUGAUUUGAGCAGUGUUCGUUUCUUUCAGCCUGUAUAAGGGGCAGUAUGGGUUUGGUUUUUUUUUGUUUUUUUUUUUUUUCCCUUCCAGCAGGUUUAAGAAAAAAAAAAGACUAAGCUAUUGUCUAAAUGGUUCAGAACUAGUGUGAUAUUGGGAUACUUCAGUGGCUGUUAUGUGAUACUGGAUCUUUUUACAACAUAGAUUAAAGACAAUAAAAAGGGAUAGAGUAGUAA